Messenger RNA from Mya arenaria, 3023 nucleotides. RefSeq names its product contactin-2-like. Lineage: Eukaryota; Metazoa; Mollusca; Bivalvia; Myida; Myidae. The record is from RefSeq and is a predicted model, not a curated record. Gene Ontology annotation, molecular function: cell adhesion molecule binding. Bases 10 to 1176 code for a protein of 388 amino acids. The transcript is spliced from 9 exons. Gene Ontology annotation, cellular component: cell-cell junction. Gene Ontology annotation, biological process: cell-cell adhesion.
UGGGAAAGAAUGUCUGAUAGUUCCAAAGUCUCCAUGGAGCAGACUCUUAUUUUCGCCAACAUUGAUCGAAAACAGACUGGAUACUACAGAUGUACAGCUUCGAACUACAUGGAACCUACAAGACAUGACGCAUCCGUCGGCAUCAGCAGCAAUACAGUCUACAUUGAUGUGCAAUACGAAGCAGAGGUAGCGAGUUUUACAUUAUUGAAUGCUAAUCACGGGCAAAACUUUGAAGUAAAUGAAAACACACAAGUCAUAUUUUAUUGCCAAGCUCAUAGUAAUCCAUCAUCAAAUUUAGCAUUGUUAAAGCAAAGCCAAUAUUUGAAAACAGCCAGUGACGCAAAACAAUUGGAUUUCACGAUCAGCAAAAGUGUUUGUGAAGACGAAGGCAUUUACCAGUGUACAGCACAAAACGAACAUAAUACUAAAGCUAAUAUCAGGUCCUUGGAGCUAUUUGUUCGAUGUGCUCCUCGUGCAUCAGCAUUGUCCCAGAGAGACCAGAACGUCACAAUUGCACCUGGAGAGCCUGCAGCGUUUACUCUUAAGUUAGUAGCGUUUCCGCGACCAAGAGCUAAGGACUUUGUUUGGGAAAAGAAGGUUUCGGCGUCUAGUACAUGGAAUAUUGUUUCUAAUGACACAGACAUCGUCAUAACUAUUUCUACAGACGGACUUCAAACUAAAUUAUUCUUCAGUUCCGUAGAUGAAAAGGAUUUCGGGUAUUACCGCGUACAUGUCAACAACGAGCUUGGAAACUAUACUGAAACGUUUCUACUGCAGGCACAAGAUGACAGUGCUGGUUCAGUUAUUGCCGGUGCUGUGUGCGGAACUCUUGCGGUAGUUGUAGUCGUAACUGUGGUCGUGGUUAUUCUUAGACGGAAGUAUACAGUGAACUGUAACUUUGAAAGAAAAAGAGAUGUGGCUGCUUCGCAAUCUGUAUCCGGUACAGACAGUCCUGAAAAUAACGCAGCUCAUACGUACGAUGAAGGAUCCAUGCCAAAUGCCGCAUCGGUUUACGACGCGCUAAAAGAUCGAGGAAAUGGACCCGACGACCGGGAUUUGUAUACACCGCUGGAUGAGUCAAGUUCAAAGAAUGCUGUAGAGUACGAAAAUGUUAAGAAAGAGGAUCCUGUUUAUACCAACAUGAGGCUGACACACUCAGUGCAAACAGUGCUUUAAGUGUAUAUUGAAAGUGCAUACAGGACAAUCUCAAGUCUGUGGUGCCUUUAAAGAAUUGGAAUACCCAGCUUUUUAAAACGGCAUUGCCGGUGAAAUUCCUUAUCUACAUCGUUAUAAGCAACAUACAACAAACUUAAGGAGAUAUUAGUAUUCUUUGGAGAAAGGAUAAAAGAACAAAUAAAUAAUUGUUUCCCUCAUUAAAUGAUAUUUUUUAAAUUUUUAAAAAAAAUUAUUUACAAAAUGUUGUUUGCAAUGUAUCUAUAACUUGUUUGAAUGUUUUGAUCAUUGGGCGAACUAGCUAUUUUAUAAUGUUAUAUUGCUUGAUUGUAGGUAAUAUGAAAAUGUAUGGGUUUUUAAAGUUUUCGUAAUAAUAUUUUCGGUUGAUGGAAUCCUGCAUAAUAACAUUAACAUAUUUGCACGACCGAAUUCCGGGCCCCUUUUCAGCCUGGGCUCAUUCAGAAAUAUUUAACUAUGUUCCAUUGUUUUCAUUUUAUUAUUUAUUUUGUCUCGCCAGUUUGUGAUAUUUAUAAAGCUUUUGGUUGCUUUUGGCACAAACGUCUUCUCAUCAGCUUCGCCAAAGUGGACUUUUAGGAGCAUUACUUUUAUGGUUACUGAUUAUCCUAUCGACAGAAAAACAACUUGUGAAAUAAUCGUUCGUGUCUUUUGCAGAUAAUACUGCCCUAUACAUUAUUGUAGACAACCUAUCCAUGCAGCAGGUCAUUGAACUGACUAUAUAAGUAAGAUUCAUUCUUGGGCAAGAAGAUGGUUUGUGUCCUUCAUUCCAGCGAAUAUAAUACCGCUCCUGGUCUCUAAUAAAGACCAACACACCGGUGCAUCAACCUGUUUUCAUGAAUAACAUCUUAAAGUGAUUAAAUCUCGCAGACAUUUUCACACUUUUAUAAAUUUCCUGUUCCUGACACUAGCAUUUCCAGUCCAUCAAGCAAAAGACCUGGUGAUGAAUACACAUAGAGCGCUUUAAUUAUGUCUUUGACCGUAGAUCUCUAGAAAUAAUUUUACAACUUCCAUAAUACAACUUAUUCAGUAUGCUGACAGUUAAAUCCAGAAGUAUAAGCCUUGCUACACAUGUAAAUAACUGUCACCGGUAGCAUGUGGACAACUGAAUAAUGUUAAAAUGUUUUCGAGUUAGAGCCAAUAUUAAUAUUUUUUCCAUACGACGAGACCAGGGUUAUAACGGAAAAACAAUAGCUCAAGAAAAAUGACUGCUCAAAACGAGUUUGUAAAGAUGACAAUUCCUUAUUAUUUUUGGUUGCGCUUCUCUGAAUCGAGAUUUGAUGGAAUGUUGCGAAAUUAAUAAAACGUACAUAUGAUAUAACUAACUAUGAUAGCAUCUCAUAUAAAAAUUCAUAAAUUCACGAGGUCCACCCGAUGCUGUAUUAAGAAAAACUUAUGGGAAAUACCAACGUUUUCCAGUUCCAAAUUGGUCCAUUGACUUAUUAUAUGUUAAUGCUAAUGAUGAUAUGAUACACAAACCAUUUAAUCCAUCUACAGUUUAAGUUACAAAUAGUUCGUACUAUGUUAUGAUGUGUAUACCUUGUUUGAAGCUGUUUUCCAUAAUUUGUGGAUGUGAUCACUGUUUUCAAUGCUCUAAUCCAUCUUACAUUUUGAAUGUAUGAAUAUAACAAGGAACGGCUUUUGUAAAUACUUGUUCCAAUAGUUGUACCUAUUUUAAUUGUGUUGUUUUGAUAUAUUAUGUAUGUUUGUUAUUCAUGUCGGAAAAUAGCUCAUUGACAUAAUGUUUCUAGUAAACGUAUACCCGACUUUAAAAAAAAAAGAUUCUUGUUUUCUAGUCUAGUAUUUUGUGGCAGAUGAGUGGGCGGAUCAAGCUU